AGAAGACAAAAAAAUUCGACAUGACCCAUACAAUCCAUUAACCAAAAAAAAAAAGAAUGAAAAGGAAAGUUUUUUCAUAGGUUUCAUCAACUCUUAGUAAAGAGAGAGAAUGGAUCUGAGAUCAAUUAAGCCACUAAUUGAUUCAUCUGAGAUCAAUUAAGCUACUUCUUAGAGCGAGUCUAAUCCUUACUUCUCUUCGUGGAGUCAACAAAUUUUGUUGUUGUUCCAUAACGCAUCUUCAAAUUUCAAUUGUUUUUUUCAUUCAUAAACUUGAAUCACAGGCUUGGUCUUGGAAUCAUUGGUCAAAAGAGAGAGGCUACAACUUUAAAAGGCCUUCAAUAACGUUGGACCGGCUCUAAGAGGACAAAGGGUAGUCUUAUAUCUUCAGUCUUCUACAAGCCAAUGGUUGAAGGGUUCUCAUUGUCAUUGAUGUUCCUCCUUGUUUCACAUUUCUUUGUCUCAGGAGUAAUGUCGAGAAACUUUACUAUAGAGAACAAAUGCGAUUACACUGUCUGGCCGGGAUUCCUAACCAUGACUACUGCGGUUUCGCUCCCCACCAACGGCUUCUCCCUCAAGAAAGGGGAGUCACGUGUCAUCAAUGUGCCACCGUCAUGGUCAGGUCGUUUGUGGGGUAGAUCGUUCUGCUCCACCAGCUCAACAGGGAAUUUCUCAUGUGCCACGGGAGACUGCGGCUCCGGAAAAAUCGAGUGCUCCGAUUCCGGAGCAAGGCCUCCUACGACGCUAAUUGAUUUUACCCUUGACGCUACCGACGGUCAAGACUUCUACGAUGUAAGCGUCGUGGAUGGUUACAACCUUCCGUUGGUUGUGGUCCCACAACGUCUAGGGAGUGGCCGGACAUGUAGCAACGUUGGUUGUGUGGUUAACUUGAACAAGACUUGUCCGUCGGAGCUUAAAGUGAUGGGAAGCUCUAACAAGGAACAUCCCAUUGCUUGCAUGAACGCUUGUCAGAAAUUCGGGUUGCCGGAGUUCUGCUGCUACGGUGAGUACGGUAAACCUGCAAAAUGUCAACCGACGCUUUACUCUACGAAUUUCAAGAACGAGUGUCCACUCGCUUAUAGCUAUGCUUAUGACAAUGAAAACAACACCUUCAGAUGCUCAAACUCACCUAACUAUGUCAUCACCUUUUGCCCCAACGACAUAAGUUCAAUGUCUCAACCAUCCAAGGAAACUAAUGGAGGAACGAAACAAAAGUCAUCAUGGAAGUUAAAACUCAUAGUUGGAGUCUCAGCAGCUUUGACCCUGAUGAUCUUAAUUGUGGUCGUAAUAAUAGUGAGAACAAAGAAUAUGAGAAAUAGUGAGUGGAAUGAUCAGAACGUUGAAGCAGUUGCAAUGUUGAAACGAUACAGUUAUACAAGAGUCAAGAAGAUGACAAACUCAUUUGCGCAUGUUCUCGGUAAAGGAGGAUUUGGAACUGUCUACAAAGGAAAGUUAGCCGAUAGCGGUCGGGAUGUCGCAGUUAAGAUCUUGAAGGUGUCAGAGGGUAAUGGAGAAGAGUUCAUUAAUGAAGUAGCAAGCAUGAGUAGAACAUCUCAUGUCAAUAUUGUUUCUCUGCUUGGAUUCUGUUAUGAAAAGAACAAGAGAGCUAUAAUCUACGAGUUCAUGCCGAAUGGGUCCCUCGACAAGUAUAUUUCUGCGAAUAUGUCAACAAAGAUGGAAUGGGAAAGAUUAUACGACGUUGCGGUAGGUAUCUCUCGCGGCCUAGAGUAUUUACACAAUCGGUGUGUCACGAGGAUUGUCCAUUUCGACAUAAAGCCGCAGAACAUACUGAUGGACGAAAAUCUUUGUCCUAAGAUUUCAGAUUUUGGUCUUGCUAAACUCUGCAAAAAUAAGGAGAGCAUCAUAUCAAUGCUACACAUGAGAGGGACCUUUGGAUACAUUGCCCCUGAAAUGUUUUCCAAGAAUUUUGGAGCAGUUUCGCAUAAGUCAGAUGUUUAUAGUUAUGGGAUGGUAGUUCUUGAGAUGAUUGGAGCAAAGAAUAUAGAAAAGGUUGAAUAUUCUGGAUCUAACAAUGGUUCAAUGUACUUUCCAGAAUGGGUCUAUAAAGAUUUUGAGAAGGGAGAAAUCACAAGGAUUUUUGGAGAUAGUAUAACUGAUGAAGAAGAGAAAAUUGCAAAGAAAUUGGUAUUGGUUGCUCUAUGGUGUAUACAGAUGAAUCCAUCAGACCGUCCACCAAUGAUCAAAGUCAUUGAGAUGUUAGAGGGGAAUCUAGAGGCUCUUCAAGUACCACCUAAUCCUCUCUUGUUUUCACCCGAGGAAACGGUUCCAGACACUCUUGAAGAUAGUGAUGACACUUCAACCUUCUUUAAUCCAAGUCAUUUUGAAAGAGGUACUCUCUUAGAUAGUGAAGAUGUUUUACAACAUGGGUCAAGGUCCUCCUAAACUAAAGUCAACCGGAGAGCGGAUCUCUUUAAACUUGUCAUGAUCUUUAGCUAUUUCUCGAUUAGUUUUUAAUAACUUCUGACUUAAUAGUGUGUUUCUAUGCUUAUUAGAUGAUGUUUACUGACGCAGGCACUCAAUAUUGUUGGUUAAUGAAGACUAUUUUCUGUUGUUUUUCUCUUGGAAAGAGAGAAACGUUAAUAUAAACUCCCCAAAACAAUGUUAAGAUAUCAAUAAAAUUCUUUUGUGUUUCUUGAUAAAA
This is a messenger RNA of Arabidopsis thaliana (thale cress), 2659 nucleotides long. RefSeq names its product PR5-like receptor kinase (gene PR5K). Gene Ontology annotation, biological process: cell surface receptor protein serine/threonine kinase signaling pathway. Gene Ontology annotation, cellular component: membrane. The transcript is spliced from 6 exons. The record is from RefSeq and is marked reviewed. The coding region runs from base 403 to 2400 and encodes 665 amino acids. Lineage: Eukaryota; Viridiplantae; Streptophyta; Magnoliopsida; Brassicales; Brassicaceae. Gene Ontology annotation, molecular function: protein serine kinase activity; ATP binding; protein kinase activity.